AUGAAGUUCCUGUUCUACACACAGGACCAGUUCUUCCAGGCUAACGAAGGAACCAAGUCUUGUGAGGAGAAGUUGUCGGUUCUACAAUUCGCCGGCAGUGGUCAACAAGUCCUCAACCUUGACAUUGGAAUGACCCAAGCUGGCUGCAUGCAGCGUUACGACUCCACCAUGGGGGACAGCGUCACCUGCAACGGCCGCGUCACCUUCAACGUCGAUCGUGGUAUGAUGUGGUACGUGGUGGCCAACCGGUGCGGCGCAAUGAACGGUAUCGCGGGCAUGGACACGUGGUACUACAUCGACAACACGGAGGAGAGGGAAGGGGAGACAACCCGGUACCCUGUCUUCCCAACAUAUUCCGGCCAAUCAAAGGCCACGUUCACGGCCUUGACCUUGAUUCCUUUCCUUGUGCUGAAACAGUGUUUAGCCUAGUGCAAGUUGAUCUUCUACAUGUAUUUGAGAGUGAACAUACUCCAAAUGUCUCUUCACAUUGAUCUGUUAUUGAUAUAUAAAGAGAGCUCCAAUCUGCUUAACCCAUCCAUGCAUGAGAACGAAGACAAUGGUUCCCUGAUUUCGUGAAACGUUUCUGAAGCUAAACAAUAAUUAAGCUGAAAGAGACCGAGUUAAUUUUGACAGGUACAUCAACUGGACAUUUUUAAUUUUCGAAGUAAAGAUCAUUUUGUACACAGGAUAAUAUUUAUGUUAAUGAAGGCCCUGCCCCUGGACUUUGAGUGAUAUGCAAUGAUAUAUAAUGAUAUAUAAUGAUAUAUAGUUAUGUACAUCCCACACCUUGUGUAUGCAAAUGUAGCUGAGAUGUUGCAGUGUGACGUCACCGUUGCCAUGGCGACUGACUGCUGAACAGUAUAUCUAAUACUCCGUAUUUCGUUCUUGUGGCUGUGCAUUCACGUCACGUAUUAGAACGAUAUAGUGUAAUACGCCAGUAAAUGAAAAUAAAAGCUAUUUUCCUUACAACUGUC
Messenger RNA from Haliotis rubra (blacklip abalone), 974 nucleotides. RefSeq lists its product as uncharacterized. The transcript has 3 exons. Lineage: Eukaryota; Metazoa; Mollusca; Gastropoda; Lepetellida; Haliotidae. The record is from RefSeq and is a predicted model, not a curated record. Bases 1 to 429 code for a protein of 142 amino acids.